CGCGCCUCGCGUACUGACCUCGUCUUCGGCUCGGGCGUUGCGGCGGGUCGCGGGCCCACGAUCCUGGACGCACUCGACAGUGGGGACGCGCUCGAGAUCGGAGAGGCCGCCGCCGGCGAGGACGCACACGACACCGCGUACUCGAACGACGGCGUUGACACGCACGGGACUGGAGGAGAGCGCUGCGGCGUGGACGCGCAAGACGGCCGGGCCAGGGCUAGGGACGUGCACGGGACGGCGGACACAAAUAACGGCCAGGGCGCGCACUGGGUCGGAGGUGCGCGCGACGCCGUGGAUGCUCACAGGACUGGGGACGUGAAUGACGGCGAGGACGUGCACCGGGCCAGAGAUGCGCUUGGCGGUGGGGACACUGAUGGGGCCGAAGACGCACUGGACGGAGCGGCUGCGACUCGUCUUGGCAUCCAUGCCUUAGCUCCAGAUAACGGAGGCCCGGAAGUUGGGUGCCUGGCGCUGGUGGGGGAAUCGGCUAGGGCUCAGGAGCGGGAGUUGGGCGGCCUUGGAGACCUAACUUCCUUGUGGAUGGAACCAGGAAGGGCGCUGAAGCCAGCUGCCCCUGCUACCAGGACCAUGGACCCCCUGGGUGGGGAGCUGCCAGCUAGGUUAACCCCAGAAUGGCCCUCGGAAGGCCUUUCUGAAACAGAAGUGGAUUUGGGUCCUGGGAUCUGGCCCGUGGACAACGGAGCAUCCACCUUGGCCAGAGCUGUGGGUCUUCGCCAGCCCCGCCCCACGCACUUUGUGGCUCUCAUGGUGACCGAGCCAGAGCUGCAAGCUGCGGUGACGAAGGCCCAGGAAGAACUGGUACGAGCUGCACCGGCUUGUGCGACGUCCACAGUGCCAACUCAGGCCCUGCACCUGACACUGGCCCUGCUGAGGCUAGCGGGCCCUGGGGAGGUGGCGGCUGCAGCCACCAUACUGAGACGCGUGCUUUCAGACCCCAGGCUUCCGGUUCCUCCAAGGCUGAGGUUUGAGCGCCUGGUGCUCUUAGGUUCCCAUGUGCUCUGUGCCCCUCCCUCCCCCUCCCUGGACAGCAUGGCUCAAGGGCUGAGUCACAGACUAGAGGUCGAGGGGCUGAGAGUGUUGCAGCCCCCUGGAGGGCUACACCCACAUCUUACCCUAGCCAAGGUGCCCCAGGGCUCCCAAGUCUACCUCCCCAAGCUGGGGUUCAGCCCAGGGCAGGAGCUGGGGAGCCAGCCCCUGGGGAAACUCUGGCUGUGCCGCAUGGGGAGGGCAGGGGGCACCUAUCAGGCCCUGGCUGAGAUCCCGCUGGGAUCUCAACUCCAAAAGAAAUAAGGGCCAGUACCCAACUCGGGGACAGCUGGUCCAAGCAGAGUACAGAUCGUGCACGCGCUCUCUCUCUCUCUCUCUCUCUCUUUAAUUUUGGUUUCUCUCAAGCUUCCAAAUGGUGCUCAGUGCUCCAAGGAAAGAAUGAAGGAAGGAAAGGGUAAGGGGAGAGGGAGGGGAGGGGAGGCAGAGGAGGAACAUCUGGAAAAAAAGCAGCCUGACAGUCCAGCUGUUUGCAAACUGAUUGCACAUCCUCCAGUUACAUGGCAGAAGAGGGGGGAGGACGGAAAAGAAAAGGGGAGGAAGAAAAAAUAACUUAAACACACACAAAAAGAAAAGAGAAGGAAACAUGACGUGAGCUGGUGAUCCAUGAGGCAGGCGGGAGGGAG
Vicugna pacos (alpaca) is the source of this 1691-nucleotide messenger RNA. The record is from RefSeq and is a predicted model, not a curated record. NCBI's taxonomy places the organism in Eukaryota, Metazoa, Chordata, Mammalia, Artiodactyla, Camelidae.